GAGAGAGAGAGAGAGAGAGAGAGAGCAAACAAGGCUCAGCAGCGGCAGCAGCAUCAGCGCCAGUGGCGGCAGCAGCAUCUAGGCAUCUGCGCGUCUCCGAACUGCCUUGUCUCGCGCCAAUCGAUCCCUCAGCCCCGUUGCCGAUUGAGAUCUAACAGCGGCUUUGGAUCUUAACGAGCCUCCUCCAUCCUCGUCCACAGCUCGGCGUCUGCCUUCGUUCGCUUGACUACCGGUUCCGUUUAUAUCUACCCAGUUUCUUUAAAUUUUAAUGGGAAAUGGCGAUGUUUGCCCAGUCUUCCAGUCUGCUCUGCCUGCUCUCCGUUCAAACUGUGCUGCUCCUCAGCCUCUCCUCACCGGGAACGGCGACGCUCCUCUUCCCUCAGCACUACACGAUGAUGCACUGGGCAGGUCGCAUAGAGAAGGAACUGGAGAAGGUGCUGCAGCUCGUCACUGGAGUCCAGCAAAUGAAAGGAAUUUAUAAUGAGAAGAGAAAUCAGUUUGCUGUGGAGCGAAAUACACCCAAACAGCUGGUGGAGAAGGUGUCUGGAGACAUCGCCAAACUGCUCAACAGGAAACGCAAAGCACUGGAGAGGUUGGCUAGAGAGGCUGAAGACAUCCAACGAGAGCAUCCAUGGCAAGACGGAAUCAAAGAAAAUGACAUCCAGUACUAUGACUCCAAAGGCGACUCAGAUGUUUCAGAUGAUGAUGAUGGAGAAAACCUCUUGCAAAAUCCAAACUCUCUUUCUUUGGAGUUUGUGGAUGAUCCCAACUUCAAGAAUAAAGUCAACUACUCAUAUACAGCUGUACAGAUUCCUACUGAUAUCUACAAAGGCUCUCCCACGAUCCUCAACGAGCUGAACUGGACUCAGUCUCUGGAGAGGGUCUUCAUUGAAAACAGUCGUGAGGAUCCUUCGCUGCGCUGGCAGGUGUUCGGCAGCGCCACUGGAGUCACCAGAUACUAUCCCGCUACAAAGUGGAGAGCACCCAACAAGAUUGAUCUGUAUGAUGUGAGGAGACGCCCGUGGUACAUUCAGGGAGCUUCUUCCCCAAAGGACAUGGUCAUCAUCGUGGAUGUGAGCGGUAGUGUCAGUGGACUGACCCUGAAGCUGAUGAAAACCUCUGUCAUGGAGAUGCUGGACACACUUUCUGAUGACGACUACGUAAAUGUGGCUCGGUUCAAUGAGAAAGCGUACGCCGUGGUGCCGUGCUUCACAACGCUGGUCCAAGCCAACAUAAAAAACAAGAAGAUCUUUAAAGAGGCUGUGAUGAACAUGCAAGCGAAGGGGACAACAGACUAUAAGACGGGCUUUCAGUUUGCCUUUGACCAGCUUUUAAACGAGACCAACGCUCCGAGAGCAAACUGCAAUAAGAUGAUAAUGAUGUUCACAGACGGUGGCGAGGAUCGCGCUCAGGACAUCUUUGAGAAGUACAACUGGCCAAACAAAACAGUCAGAGUUUUCACAUUCUCGGUGGGGCAGCACAACUAUGAUGUCACUCCUCUGCAGUGGAUCGCCUGUGCCAACAAGGGUUACUACUUUGAGAUCCCUUCCAUCGGAGCCAUAAGAAUCAACACACAGGAGUAUUUGGACGUUCUUGGACGGCCAAUGGUGCUGGCAGGUGAACGGGCUAAACAAGUGCAGUGGACCAAUGUUUACCAGGAUGCUCUGGGUUUGGGGCUCGUCAUUACUGGCACAAUGCCAGUCUUCAAUCUCACCACUGACGGGGACUCCAAAAAUCAGUUGAUUCUUGGUGUCAUGGGUGUAGACAUCGCCCUCAGUGAAAUUAAAGAACUCACACCGCGGUAUAAGCUUGGAGCCAACGGUUACACGUUUGCCAUAGAUCCUAAUGGCUAUGUGCUGCUGCACCCCAACCUUCAGCCUAAGAUCAUUAACUUCAGAGAGCCGGUCACAUUGGACUUCUUGGAUGCUGAACUUCCAGACCGCAACAAGGAGGAGAUCCGCCGUCAAAUGAUUGAUGGCAAAGCAGGACAGAGGAGAAUCAAGACACUGGUGAAGUCUGUGGAUGAGCGUUACAUUGACGAGGUCCAGAGGACGUACAUAUGGAGUCCUGUGGAGGGUACAGAUUACAGUCUUGGUUUAGUUCUGCCUUCCUACAGUGAAAACCACAUCAAGGCCAACCUGAGCGACCAGAUCCUCCAGGUCCAGUACGGAUCAGUCUUCAAGGAUUUUGAGUCUCUCCUGCCAAACACUUUUGAGUCAGAGGGACAUGUGUUCAUUGCCCCCAGGGAAUACUGCAAAGACCUGGAGCUGUCCAACAACAACACAGAGUUCCUGCUCAACUUCAUCGCUCUGAUGGAGAAGGUCACGCCAGACUCCAAACAAUGCGACAAUUUCUUGCUGCAUAAUCUGAUCUUGGACACGGGCAUCAUUAAAGAGCUGGUAGAUAAAGUCUGGAAGAACAAGGACCUCAACACAUACGGCUUUAUGACAGUCUUUGCAGCCACAGAUGGAGGCAUCACUCGAGUUUUCCCUAAAAGGGCCUCUGAUACCUGGGAGGAAAAUCCGGAGCCAUUUAAUGCAAGUUUUUACCGUCGCAGUCUGGACAACAAGGGCUACAUCUUCAGAGCCCCCUACCGCACUGCCAAUGAUGAAUCCAUACUGAAUCCAGAGAACGACACCAUCGGCAUUCUGGUUAGCACUGCAGUGGACGUUACCAUAGGAAGCAGAAACCUCAAACCUGCAGUUGUGGGUGUGAAGCUUGACCUUGAGGCCUGGACCGACAAAUUCAAGAUCCUGGCAAGCAACCACACCAACAGCAACCGACAGAGUUCUCAAACGUGUGGACCAACCAGCGGCUGUGAAAUGGACUGUGAGGCCAACAGUGAUGACUUGCUUUGUUAUCUGAUAGAUGACGGCGGCUUCCUCGUCAUGUCCAAUCAGAAAGACUACAUGAAUAAGAUUGGGAUGUUCUUCGGCGAGGUCGAUGCCACCCUGUUUUACGCCCUCUAUAACAACUCCUUCUACAAACGCAAGCAGUCUUAUGACUAUCAGUCGGUGUGUGACCCGGUGCCCAGCAGCAACACAGGGGCCGCCCCGCGAGGAGUGUUUGUGCCUACUAUUGCUGAUGUGUUAAACGUUGCCUGGUGGACGUCAGCAGCUGCCAGGUCACUGCUGCAGCAGAUGCUGUAUGGAUUCGCCUAUCAGAGCUGGUUCAUGACAGAUGAGGUGGAUGCUGAAGGAAUGGAGUCUAGAGAGUCCAGCUGUGUGACGGUACAGACACAGUUUUACUUCAGUAACAUCAGCAGUUCCUACAACAUACUGCAGGACUGUGACAACUGCUCCAGGUUAAUUCAUGCUAGGAGAAUAAACAACACCAACCUGCUGUUUGUGGUGGCUGAAAAACUGUCCUGCGACUCCUGUGAAAUAGAGAAACUGUCUCAGGUGGAGACGGAAUACAAAGAAACAAAUACAUGUGAAACAAUAGCCACAGCCCGGUAUAGAAAAGGAACCACCACCUGUUUCGACUACAGUGUUUUAGAGAACACAUCAGACUGUGGGCGGGGUCACUCGUUCCGCCCCUCCCCCCUCACGUUACUCCUCCUCCAGCUCCUCCUCCUGUGUGUUCUGGCCCACCCCUCUGUUUAACUCAGUCCUCCUGUCCUCCUCUCCCUUCUUCUCGUCUCCUUAAUUCCGCUUUUCUCCUUUAUCUCCCCGUUGCUCUAGUCAUAGGUAAUAUAAAGGGACUUCCUCCUGCCCUUAUAUGGAAGCCCAGUCGUACUGCUUCAUCCACUUAGCUUCACAGGUUGUUGCUUAGUGACCGUUGCAGAACUUUGUCGUCUCCUGCCAAUCAAGAGCAUUUGUGGAAGGAGCUAAAAGUGUCUUUGCGAAAACUGGAAGCUAGCGAUGUGGAAACCGACGGCCAUCUUGGACCAUUGAAGAAAUGGUGGAAAAUGACAUGGACUGUUCCCUCCUGCCUUUGCGGCCGUAAGGGGGUUGGCUUUUGUUUGACUCCGCCUCUAAAGGGGAAAGGUCAUCCUCAUCAUCCUCAUCUUCAUCCUGUAACCCAUAUCACGAGGCUACAGGACAUUCUGACGCCGUCUAGCUUCCGGUAAUAAUAAGAGCAGAACUUUAAGUGAUUCUCAAAAAAGUAUUAUGAGUAUUAAAAACAUACCUCCAUAUAUUAGGGUAUUUAAUGAGAAAGGGAAGGCGAUAGAUGCUAUUUAUUCAAUUAUCUUUUGUUUAUUUAUGCACUGUAUCUACUUCUUGCCAAAAUGAGACUUGUUGUGUGGUCUAACUUUUCUAGCCAAAUUAGGAGGUAAGAAAACCACAGAAAAAGAAAUUAGUAGUGAAAUUAAAGAGGUAUCACACCAUUCCUUCAUCCCUCACAAGGGCUUCAUAUAUUUCUUAUUUCUAUUUAUAUCACAACCCUGAUCCGAUUAGGUUAGGCUUUUUAUUUGUGUUUAUUAUUUGUAUCACAAGGUAAACUAUAUUAAUGCCUCAGUAAUAUAAUAUUUGCAGCUAAUAUGUAAUAAUGUGUUCAUUUUUAAAGGAAUAGUUCACCGAAAAAUGACAAUUUUGUCAGAUUUAUUCACCCUCGUGCCGUUCCAAACCCGUUUGCUGUUAUUUUUUUCACCAAAUUAGAAAUUUUUAAGAAUCAGAAUAGUGACCGUGAUUCCCAGCUCCAUAAAAAAAGUUUCAUAAAGUCCCAUAAAAGCAGUGAGCAUGAAGUUGUCUAAAGUCAUACCAUAGCUUAGUGUUAUGAUCAGACCCGAAAGCUAUUGUAUGGCUUCAGAAGACCUGGAAUAUCGCACAUAAAUCAUAUGGACUACUUUUAUUUCCCUUUUUUUUUUAUGGAAUGGAAAAUAUUUAGGUGAACUGUUCCUUUAAAUGAGAAGUGCUAAUGAAGAGAUUUUUGAUGGAUUGAAAUGCAGUUUGAGUGUUUUUAGCGAUGAUAUCUGUUUGCAGUCUUUGUAAUUCUGUGCUGUACAGUUUUUCACAAUCUCAGAAUGUCAACCACAUAUUGCAUCACUUCACAACACAUGCUGUUUGUUUGCACCAUUAUUUGCACUGAUGGUCUGUGAAUAGUAAAAGCAACCAUGAUCCUAGUCAAUAUGGUCAUUCAUGUAGAAGAGAAAUGUUUUAUUUUUCAUAUGUACGUUAGGCCCAAAACAUACUCAAUGCAAACAUUUCUAGAUAUGUAGGCUGGAGUAAAUGUUAAAUAAUGUGCCGAUGCAACUGAAGCAUUUGCGUCUGCUUUCAUACUUGUAUAGAGUAUGUUUCAGGCCUCAUUAUCUGUCAUGACAUUAGAUCUUAUGUUGAAAUGUUGAUAAUGCUAUGAAACUUAAGCAAAAAUCCUUGUUUUGGGCCCUGCAUCACCCUUCUUUUAGCUGUGCCUUGAUGCACUUUUAUAUUGGACAGCACUGAGCUUCACUUUCAGUCAGUUCAGUGCAGUAAAAGUCUUUUAUGGGCCUUAAAACUCACAGGUUGUGUUUGACAUCGAAUACUAUCACACUGCAUACUACAUUCUUCAUGUUAUUUAAAAAAAAUGCAUUAAUAUUCACUAAUGAACAUUUUAUGCUUUAUUCUGGUCACAUGAUUGCUUAGAGGACCAAUUACAUUUGUCAAAAUAACCAUUACAAUAAAUGGAAUACAAUAUUUAUCAUGAUUAGCCGCGGCCUAUUAAGAAAAACUGUUAUUUUGCCUUUUACUAAAGUUUGUUUAAAAUGUCUGGUCAAAUAAUCAAGUCAAGAGUGAAAUAGUUAAUAAGAUAAUCACAGUUGAUACUGCUUCUGGUCAUUCAUCACACCGGAAAUGGCAGGUCAAGUUGAGUGCAUUGCAUUGUGGGAUACUGUUUCAAGUAUUCUACACAUUUGGAAAACCUGCAUACUGUGUACAAUGUGCAUACAGCAGAAAUAGUAUGGUUAGUAUGCUAGUAUGCUAUUCCGGACACAGCUCGUGCCUCCAAACAUCAUCACCUGACUGAUAUAAGGGAAUGCAUUUUUUUUUAUUUAGAGUAUUUUUGAGCUGCAGGGUUUACACUAACCUUCAGCUUCAUCCCUGCAAUGUACACAAACUUGACAAGCACCUUUAUUUUGCAAGUAAACGGGGCUAAAUCUGAACCUCACUGGCUGAUUCUCAGUUGCACGUCUGGCAUUUUAGUGGCCAUCUCCUUCAAUGCUCCUUUAAACCUUUAAAGUUCAGUGGCAAGAGGUUUAAAGACAGCCCAUUGGUUUUAGGAUUGUCUUUGUAAGAGCUUUUCAUGCAUUCAGUCCUAUUGCUAAGUUGCUAACGAGUUUUGGUAAAGUAGGUGUUGAGGUUGAACUGACAGCCCUACAUAACCUCAGUCCAUCUGUGGCUUCACAAUGGAGGCGGUUCCUUAUAUAAAUGUGAGGAUGGCUUUUCUGCUGUAGUUUAUAUAAAGUGAGAGUUUAUUCAAGGUUUGCUGAUGGUUGAGGAAGUGAAUCUGUGUUUGCCGUUAUGUGACAUAACUGUGAAAAUAGAUGAUUUUAUGAGAAGUAUUUUGAGAGUAUUGUCAGUUGUUGGUGUUGAAGGAAUGAUCUGUGUCAAAUGAAUGUUACAUAUCUGUCUGUCUGGAGGCAAAAUCUGUUAAAGCCUGUUUUACUUGCCUGUGCAAUUUUAAAAGACAGCACUUAACAUGUUAAACAUAUCCUCUCUCUGUAUAUUUUAAGUUAGUUCACAUGAAAUGUAUCAUUUAUUCACCCUCAUGUCGUUCCAAACCUGUAUGACAUUCAUUCGUCUGUUUGAAAACGAAUGUUUGGAAAGGACAUCUCCAUUUGUUUUAUGAACGAAAGAAACUCAUGUCUGUCAUAAGGGUGAGAAAAUGAGAAUUCAGCUUGGGUGAUCUAUUAUUUAUUUUCUGGUUUUCUUGUCUGUCAGGAUGUCAUGAAUUUUAAACACCUUAUUUAAGAGGUGAAAAUGCAUGUGUGAUGCUAGUGGACAUGAUUCUUACGUCACUUAGUUUGUCAUCCACCUUCAGAACUAACUUGUUAAAGAGAAAAUGAGGUAUAUAUGUUAAGCUUGAUUCAGUGGACUGUACAUAUCACUAAUAUUCUGACUAAUCCUGACACUGUCACAUGUGACUCCUGUUUAUAACCCACAUCCUGAUUGGAUUUAUAAAUCAAUCUACAGUAUGAACAUAUAUUUUAGACCCCAUUGAGUCCUAGAAAUGGGGAAAACACCAUUUCUGAAAUAUAAGUGCAAUGUCAAAUGUGGUACUCUAAACAGAAAAAGAAAAAAAAAGUUUUAAAAAGACUGUAUAAGCUUCAGUAUGAUGUGCAAAGUUUAAGCGAUAGUUCACCCGAAAUUAAAAAUUCAUCAUGUACUCAGCCUCAAAUUUUUCCAAACCCGAUAUAGGCAAAAUAUAAGUGUGUUUUCAUACAAAAUCAUAAUAAAAAGUAUUGUAACCAGGGGCUUUCGAACUCCUUAAACGACAUAAUGCUUUAUAAAAAUAUCAUAGAGGCUGUCCAUAUUUCUUGUGCACAAUAUUGCAAAUCAUUGAGAAGAUUUUAAGUUAUUCAGUAAAAAAAAAAAAAAAAAAAAUAAAAUUGAUCCUCUAAAUUUGAAUUUGUGUGCAUUCAAAUGGUUUGGAUUGACAUAAGAGUGAGUAAAUGAUGACAUAAUAUUAAUUUCUGGGAGAACAAUCCCUCUAAUUCACAAUUUUAAUGUUGAAACAUGUUAAACGGCUAAUGUGUACCUCUUUCUUUGCCUGAUUAUGGAAACAAUCUGCUACUUCAUUUCAUAUCAGGGCAAAGAGUGCUCCGAAAGGUGCAAAUAUGCCUUGUUCUUUAUUCUGGUGAGUUGUUUUAAAACUUUGCCACACUUGUUUUUUUUUUAAUUCUUGUAUUUUAUUUUUUGGGGGAAAGUGUGUAAUUGUCUUAAAACUGGAACACUGUCGAUGUACAGGGGCACUGAACUGCCCAAAUUAGGGAAACACAUUUUGGCAAAACACUGCGAUUAAAUGAUCAUGAAUGUGUCGGUCUUGUGUCACAAUUCCAAGUACACUGUGGAACAAAGUCGUUGUUUUUAAGUGGUCUGAAAGAUUUGCUUUUGCCAAAAAAAAAAAAAAAAAAAGAGAGAGAGAGAGAGAAAAAAAUAGUAAAGCUAAAAGAGGAAGCAGCUUGCUCAAGGGGAGGGGCCUGAUGUAUAACCCGCCCACUGGGAGGAGUCAUUAGCUCAGACCCUCCCCUAGCCCCUCCCCCUCCAAAGCAACAUCAUUGUAGGCGCGUUUCCAUCAGCGAGACGUGUGUAUGUGAUUACGUAGUCUUUAGUCUGGUGCCCGUGACAAAUGUGUACAAAAAAAUAUAUAUAAAAAAAAAUACAAAGGAGAAACUGAAUUUAACAUGAGUGAGGUUUUAAAAUGUAUUAACAAUUAAAAAAAAAUAGAACAAAUAGUACUGCUAAUAAUACUCAUGAGUUGAGGUCUGAAAUCAUGGUGAGCGUUUUUCUUUCGUUCGUUUAUUGGAUUGUGUGUUGGGGGCUCAGUGCCUCGUCUCUGGGUCCAUGUUGCUCCAUUUUUUUUGUACACACAACAAAAAAAGACAAGGGUAAAUUUGUAAAAUAUUGUGUCUGUGACUCCUUGUAAAAUAUUUUCAAACUGUUUAUUACAGAGAAUCAGUUAUUAAAUAAUGUUCAUAUUUUUCACUUCA
This is a messenger RNA of Cyprinus carpio (common carp), 8626 nucleotides long. RefSeq names its product calcium voltage-gated channel auxiliary subunit alpha2delta 2a (gene cacna2d2a). Lineage: Eukaryota; Metazoa; Chordata; Actinopteri; Cypriniformes; Cyprinidae. Gene Ontology annotation, molecular function: voltage-gated calcium channel activity. Gene Ontology annotation, cellular component: voltage-gated calcium channel complex. The record is from RefSeq and is a predicted model, not a curated record.